AUGGGCACGGCAGAGAAGCGCGGCGCGCCAGCGUCCGUGUCCGAGACGUCGGACGGGCGUGAAGUGAAAGCCGCACGUACCGAGUCCGAGGCAGAGGAUCCAUCUACGACACGACUCGCCAAACGCAAAGUCGCCAUCUUCUUUGGCUACUGUGGAUCCGACUACUCUGGUCUGCAAGUGAACCCUGGCGUGAAAACGAUCGAAGGCGAUAUCUUCGAUGCGUUCUGUCGCGCUGGUGCUGUGUCCAAAGACAACGCCGUGAACCCCAACAAGGUGCAGCUCCAGCGUGCAGCCCGUACAGACCGUGGCGUGCAUGCGGCAGGCAACCUGCUGACGCUCAAACUGAUCCUUGAACCCCCGAACUUGCCAGAGGGCCAGACCCUCGGCCAAUAUGUCAAUACGCUCCUUCCUGAACAGAUUCGUAUUUGGGGUAUGCGUCGCGUGCAAAGUGCCUUUAAUGCACGUACAAGCUGCGACUCGCGUUUGUACGAGUACCUUUUGCCUACGUACGUGUUUAUUCCGCCCAAGCCAUUUAGCUCGAUGUGGAAGAUGCUUCGUCGCUUGAACACAGGGGAAGCCGAAACGCCGACCAACGAAGAUGGGACGCCCGUACUGCCUUGGGACGAUGCACAGAUCAAGGAGAACAGUAUGCUCAAUCAUCCCUUCUGGCGUUCACAAGGUGUGGACGCCGACUUUGCACAGGACAUGCUCGCGAAGCGAGCGUGGCGAAUUGACAAUGAGGCCUUGGAGCGCGUACGCCGCGUAUUUGACCAGUAUACGGGCUCGCACAACUUUCAUAACUACACGAUCGGCAAGGAUUUCCGGGAUCGAAGUGCCUACCGCGUGAUGAAGAAGCUCACCAUCUCAGAACCGCGCUUAAUUCACGGCACAGAAUGGGUCUCGGUGCAGUUCCAUGGCCAGUCGUUCAUGCUCCAUCAGAUCCGCAAGAUGAUUGGGUUGUUGGUCCUGAUUGGUCGUACCAAUGCCCCCGCCUCGCUGGUUGCGCAGACGUAUGGCCCCGCACGCAUUCACGUGCCGAAAGCGCCAGGCUUGGGUCUGUUGCUUGUCGAGCCGUACUUUGGUGGGUACAAUCUCAAAGUGAAGAACAACAACGAGCGUAUUGAUCGCAUGAUCGCUACACGGCAGGCGACAGGCAAGCCCCUGCCGCCGGAUGCAGAGAGUGGCCGACGUGAGUUUGUGGAUUACAAAGAGUUUGAGGCACAGAUGCAGGCGUUCAAGCAGACGCACAUCUACAAUCAGAUCUUCCAGACGGAGGAAGACACAUCGGAAUUCGCCAAGUGGCUCAACUAUUUAGACGUGUUUGUGGGCCCAGACUUUGAGUUUUUGAACCCGCAAGGCACGAUUCCAGAUUGUGCGAUCCUCAAGGUCGGUGAGCAGCGCCGAGCUCCAGGUGGUCAGCCGAAAGCCACGUCGAAUGGCCAUGACGGCAGCAUGGAGAGUGAUAGCGAUGUAGAGGGCGCCGGUGCAGCUGACGACGAUGCGUAA
Messenger RNA from Malassezia pachydermatis, 1506 nucleotides. Its product is annotated as pseudouridine synthase. Lineage: Eukaryota; Fungi; Basidiomycota; Malasseziomycetes; Malasseziales; Malasseziaceae. Gene Ontology annotation, cellular component: nucleus. The record is from RefSeq and is a predicted model, not a curated record. Gene Ontology annotation, biological process: mRNA pseudouridine synthesis; tRNA pseudouridine synthesis. Bases 1 to 1506 code for a protein of 501 amino acids. Gene Ontology annotation, molecular function: RNA binding; pseudouridine synthase activity. The transcript has 2 exons.